Molecule: messenger RNA, 816 nt
Organism: Lachancea nothofagi CBS 11611
Lineage: Eukaryota; Fungi; Ascomycota; Saccharomycetes; Saccharomycetales; Saccharomycetaceae
Source: the annotation of a GenBank genome assembly
AUGAUCCAUGUUCCAGUCGUCGAGCGAGAUCUUCCGACUUUGACAACAUCGAGUUCCGGAUCCAGCUCUAAUACGUCGUACCCGACCCCCAGCAUCACUCCUCCUUCCAUCAAAGGCAACCCGUUCAUAUGGUCUUCUGACAAACCGUCAGGAACCAUCUUUAUUGCUGUAGGAUCCAUUGUGGGCUUCAUUCUGAUAGCUAUUAUUCUGGCGUAUUUCAUCUCGGCUUACAUUUCCCAGAGACAGACAGAAAAACAGCGUUACGAUGCCGUGGACCACGAAUUCAACUCGCAUGUCAAUGGCGACGGUGGCUUUUACGAAACCGAGAAGUCUCAGUUCAUUGCUAAGAAUCCACCACAAAACUCUAAAAACAGCGUUAUUCGUCUGCUAGACGCUCAGGAACCAGGAAGAGCAUCUCCCAUCCUGACAAACCAAGCCUCGAACAGCUCAUUAGCACAAGAAUUCUACUCCUCGAUCCAAGAUCAAAAUGCUGCUCAGAACAGGAAAUCCUUGUUCAUAUCUCCCACGGUAGAGGUCAUCAAUCAGCAACGUAAGAGCAUGCUGAUGCAGAACAUGAACACUUCAUCCUCUUCUUUAUUAUCUGAGUCAAGCCCCGAGCUCAACAAACCAGAAAGAGCAGCAUCUCCAGACAGGAAGAAAGGACAUCAAUCAAGAUCAAAAUCAAAUCUGAGCUUUAACGUUACGUCGGCAAAUAGCAAGAGUACUUCUCCUGACAGUGCCGCCUUACGCGAAACUCCAGUACAAAGACCAAAAGCUCCGUCAAUGUAUUUGGAAAAAAUGCUCGAGGACAACUAA